This is a messenger RNA of Metarhizium brunneum ARSEF 3297, 549 nucleotides long. RefSeq lists its product as uncharacterized. Gene Ontology annotation, biological process: riboflavin biosynthetic process. Lineage: Eukaryota; Fungi; Ascomycota; Sordariomycetes; Hypocreales; Clavicipitaceae. Gene Ontology annotation, molecular function: 5-amino-6-(5-phosphoribosylamino)uracil reductase activity. The record is from RefSeq and is a predicted model, not a curated record.
AUGCGCCGUAUCCGUUACAAUGCAGCCAUCUCGCUAGACGGCUUCAUCGCCUCGCCAGACGGCUCGACAAACUGGAUCAUUGAAGACGCCAGCAUAGAUUUUGACGCCCUCCACGCCGAGUUCGACUACCACAUCAUGGGUCGCAAGACCUACGAGGUCGUCACGUCUUACGGGGGCGCAAAUCCUCUUGCUGCAAAGCCAAAAGAAAACGUCCUUGUUGUGAGUCGCACAAUGAAACAAGAAGAGUACCCGGGCAUCACGAUUCUACGCCAUGAUUUCAUCCACACGAUUCGUCAAUUAAAGGCGCAGCAAGGCCGGGACAUGUGGCUCAUGGGUGGCGGGCAGCUUGCCGCCGCGCUUUUCGAGGCACGCCUUAUAGACGUCGUAGAGAUGGCAGUCAUGCCGGCUGUUGUCGGCGAGGGAAUAAAGAUGAUUGCAGGGUCGGGCGGAGCAGCCCAGUCCGGCUACAGAUUGGACUUAAGCGCCGUAGAAAGACUGCACACGAGCGGUAUUGUCAUUUUGAAAUAUGCGGUCCUUUACGAUUGCUAG